UCUCGUGGUACACCUUCGAACAUGUGUCCCCAAUCCCAGCGAAGAUCAAGUCGGCCUAGCAGCAUAAAUGGUGGUCAUUUGCUGAUGGUCCCUGCCUGUGGCCCCGGGGGGUCAAGCCGCUGUGCCUCCUACCUCACUCUUCACGGUGCCCAGGAGCCAGACCCUCAGGAUAUCGACAUGCCACGGACCCAACGUCGCCGCCAGGCACGUUCCUCGUGUAGUGAACGAGAAUGUCAUCACAGAGGACCCGCCCCCACUGCUAGAAUCUCACAACUGUACUUACAAUCCCAGAGGCCAAGCUACCACCAGUCUUUGCCCCACCCUCAGCUGAUGGAGGACAGACACAGCCAAUCCCCCAUGUAUAAUGACUAUGGAAGAUACGUCACAAGUCCGACUAAACAAAGAGGCAGACCAGAAAAAAUUGCCAAAAGUCUGCCGUUCUUAUAUGAUUUUGCUCUCGAUGGAAAGUCCUACCCUCCGCAUGAUCCAUCAAAUCGUAAAGAAUCUUGGCAAAGUGCCAGAGGAUUUGGACAUUCUCAGUCGUACGGAAAUGAAAUAACAAAUAGGAGCUGGUUUCCAAGUGAAUCUGAUAUUGCAGAGUUCUGUACGGCACAUGAAGACACGCUAAUGAAUUGUACCGAUAACACAGUUUUUGAGCACGGCCCCGAUACCUCCGAGGGCAUACCAUCCAGCCAUGGGAUCUUCAGCAGCAGUCAAACACCAGUCAAUCCAACAGGUAGACAUGUCGGGACGCCGCAGACUGUCAAGGUCCAGAAUUUCUCUGUAAGUCACGUCUACACGGCCGAGGAUACAGGCAGUAAAAAGGCUAUGUUGUUUAAUAAAAAGAAAUCUCAUUUGAGCAUUGAGUGUGAAUCAGAGUCUGUGGUGAAUACGGCUCCUCAAGACUGUACUUCCUGUGACAGCUAUAACAAUUCCUCGCAAAGACAGAUGGACUUCACUAACGAAACACAGUCUCUCUUGGUAGACAAGGGAGGUCAGCAGCCAUGCCUUGUUGCCGAUUAUGACAAUACCACAUUUGAGACAUCCAUGGUAGAAGUGGCACCUAGACUCAGUCUUCCAUUCCAGGAAAAUAUAGGUGACUUUCAGAUCACUGAAAACAAAAGUGUGGCUGCAAUGGUAGACCCGAACAAUAACCUUGAUGGGAAAACCCGUGUACUUCUGAAAUCAACAUGUAGUGAUGUUCUGGUUCUUGAGGAGGGAGAAAGUAUGGUUUAAUCUUGAGAGGAAUGGCCUUGAGUAGGGCGAGUAUGACAGAGCCUUGAGUGGCAGUAAAUGACAUAUUGAGAAUAGGGCUAUCAUAGUGUGACCUUGUGGAUGUAAAGAUUAUGGUACGAACCCCAUUAACCCCAAGAUAAUGAAUAAAAAAAGUUAAAUUGAAGAGGUGAAGAAUAUGGUGUAACCUUCCAGGUGAAUAUUGUGUGACCUUGAUAAAGUGAAGAGUACAUUGUGACCUUGGGGGAAACAUAGUGAGACCUUGAUGGACAGAGUAUGGUGUGACCUUGAUGGAGUGAG
This is a messenger RNA of Mizuhopecten yessoensis (Yesso scallop), 1533 nucleotides long. RefSeq lists its product as uncharacterized. The coding region runs from base 22 to 1236 and encodes 404 amino acids. The transcript is spliced from 2 exons. The record is from RefSeq and is a predicted model, not a curated record. NCBI's taxonomy places the organism in Eukaryota, Metazoa, Mollusca, Bivalvia, Pectinida, Pectinidae.